Staurois parvus is the source of this 480-nucleotide messenger RNA. The record is from the annotation of a GenBank genome assembly. NCBI's taxonomy places the organism in Eukaryota, Metazoa, Chordata, Amphibia, Anura, Ranidae.
GGCUCCGAGUCAACUGGCGGAACAGCGGGCAGCGAGUCGUCUGGCAAGACUGCGGGCACCGAGUCGUCUGGCAAGACUGCGGGCACUGAGUCGUCUGGCAAGACUGCGGGCACCGAGUCAUCUGGCAAGACUGCGGGCACCGAGUCGUCUGGCAAGACCGCGAGCACCGAGUCAUCUGGCAAGACCGCGGGCACCGAGUCGUCUGGAAAGACCGCGGGCACUGAGUCGUCUGGCAAGACAGCGGGCCCCGAGUCACCAGGCACAACAGCGGGCUCCGAGUCAACUGGCAAGACAGCGGGCAUCUGGCAUAAUAGGAUCAUCAGGCUGGAUCAGUUCAUCAGGCUGGGUAGAGACAUCAUGCUGGACAUCAGGCUGGGUAGAGACAUCAGGCUGAGUUGUGGGCGCCGAGGCACCAGGCUGCACCAUGGAAGGCGGGUUCUCAGAUGGCAGGCUGACCGGUUUGGAUACUGGCAGGAUGGU